Fukomys damarensis (Damara mole-rat) is the source of this 915-nucleotide messenger RNA. Its product is annotated as UDP-glucuronosyltransferase 2A1. The transcript has 3 exons. Bases 1 to 915 code for a protein of 304 amino acids. Lineage: Eukaryota; Metazoa; Chordata; Mammalia; Rodentia; Bathyergidae. The record is from RefSeq and is a predicted model, not a curated record. Gene Ontology annotation, molecular function: UDP-glycosyltransferase activity.
AUGUUGUUAAGCAGCAUUCUGCUGUUGUGUCUUCAGAUAAGCCUCCUAGGAACUACUCUUGGUGGGAACAUCCUGAUUUGGCCAAUGGAAGGCAGCCACUGGCUCAAUGUUAAGAUCAUCAUAGAUGAGCUCAUUAAAAAAGAGCAUAAUGUGACUGUUCUGGUUGCCUCUGGUGCACUUUUCAUCACACCAUCAUCUCACCCAUCUCUGACGUUUGAAGUAUAUAAAGUGUCUUUUGAAAAAGAAAAAAUAGAAAAAGUGAUCAAGGAUUUUGUUUUGACAUGGCUGGAAAACAGGCCAUCUCCUUUGACCAUUUGGAGAUUCUAUCGGGAGAUGACUGAAGUCAUAAAGGACUUCCACAUGGUGUCUAGAGAGAUCUGUGAUGGUGCUCUGAAAAAUGAAAAGUUGAUGGAAAAGCUGAAGAAAGGCAAGUUUGAAGUCCUACUGUCAGAUCCAGUAUUCCCUUGUGGUGAUAUAGUAGCUUUAAAGCUGGGAAUUCCAUUCAUCUAUUCCUUGAGGUUUUCUCCAGCCUCAAAUGUGGAAAAGCACUGUGGGAAAGUACCAUACCCUCCUUCCUAUGUUCCUGCUAUUUUAUCAGAGCUCACUGAUCAGAUGACAUUUGCUGACAGAAUAAGAAAUUUCAUCUCCUACCACCUACAGGACUACAUGUUUGAAACUCUUUGGAAACCAUGGGAUUCCUACUAUAGUAAAGCGCUGGGCAAACCCACUACAUUAUGUGAGACUAUGAGCAAAGCCGAAAUUUGGCUAAUGCGGACAUACUGGGAUUUUGAAUUUCCUCGCCCGUUCUUGCCUAAUUUUGAGUUUGUUGGAGGACUGCACUGCAAACCUGCCAAACCUUUACCUAAACUUCCACAGCUUAGACACUGUGAACUGCCCUGCUACAAACUUGGAUAA